UAUAUGUCAAAAUGAUUGGAAGACUGUCGUUUUGGAACAAAGACAACAACACCAGUGAAGUGGACUGCUUGGGCUGUCGUUUGGUCAGCGGCUUCGGACUGAUCGGCAUCGGAUUCUUUCUGUUGGCCCAGGCAAAGCGGCGCAGCAAGCCGCUCGAGAACUACACAAUGAAGGGCUUGGCCGCCGCUGUUGGAGCUCUGGGCGUGGCUCGCCUCGGAAAUGCAAAUUUUUUAAAGUCAAGCGCUGAGGAGGAACCAGAGGGAACGACGCCAGCACAGACUGUAACCAAGGAUCAUGGAUUCUUUGCUAGACGCUAGACGGUUUUAUUAGCUAGCCCCAACUCAUUAAAUUAGUUAUGUACUGUU
This is a messenger RNA of Drosophila guanche, 365 nucleotides long. RefSeq lists its product as uncharacterized. The record is from RefSeq and is a predicted model, not a curated record. Bases 12 to 317 code for a protein of 101 amino acids. The transcript is spliced from 3 exons. NCBI's taxonomy places the organism in Eukaryota, Metazoa, Arthropoda, Insecta, Diptera, Drosophilidae.